UCGUUGUGACAUUGUGGUGACGUCGCAGUGACAUCGCAGUGACACUCCGGUGCCACCCCGGCCAUGCUGCGCGGUGCCCGGGCGGUGGCCCUGUUCCUGUCCCCUGUCCCGUGUCCCCGGCGCCGCUGUCACCGUCCGUGUCCCCCCCCGCGGGACCUGGCUGUCCCCAACCCCGGCUGGAGCGAGCGCAUGCGGGAGCGGCACCGGGAGCUGCUGGAGCGGGCGCGGGACGAGGGCUGGACACGGGUGCCGAGCUACCGGAGAUUCCUGCCACAGAUGGUGGGGCUGCCCAGUGACAGUGACGGUGACAGGGACACGCGGCUGUUCACGAGGGCCAUCGAGGGCGACGGGGACGGCUUCGAGUUUGUCACCUUCCUGAAUGUCCCCAAGGGCCGCCUGCGCUGCCUGUGCCAGCUGGGGCCCUUCCUGGAGGGACACCCGGGGCUGGCGCACGGCGGUGCCAUCGCCACCCUCAUUGACACCUCGCUGGGGACGCUGGCGCUGGCGGUGGGCGGGCGCGUGGUGACAGCCAACCUGAGCAUCGACUACCUGGAGCCCGUCCCCCUGCUCUCGGUGCUCCUGCUCGAGGCGUUCCUGCAGCGCCACCAGGGCCGGAAGCUCUUCCUGAGCUGUGACCUGUGGGACGCCGAGGGGACAACGCUGCACGCCAAGGCCACCGGGCUCUUCAUCCAGCAGGACCUGCCCGAGGAGCCACCACGGGGAGGGGACAGCGGCCGGUGACUGUCACCCGUGUCACCUCCUGUGCCACCCGUGCCACCCGUGUGACCCUCGGUGCCCUCCCUGUCCCCCAGUGCCACCCUGGCUCUCCUUCAGCCACCCCUGGGUGUCCCCAAAUGUCCCCCCCCAUGUCCCCAAGUGUCCCCAAGUGUCCCCGUGCCCAUCACGGCCGCUGCCACCACCCCUUGUGUCCCUUGUGUCACUUUGGGGUCCUGGGAGGGGGACUUGGGUGGGGA
This is a messenger RNA of Melospiza georgiana, 974 nucleotides long. RefSeq names its product acyl-coenzyme A thioesterase THEM4-like. The transcript has 6 exons. The record is from RefSeq and is a predicted model, not a curated record. NCBI's taxonomy places the organism in Eukaryota, Metazoa, Chordata, Aves, Passeriformes, Passerellidae. The coding region runs from base 64 to 741 and encodes 225 amino acids.